AUGACCUUCCCUCCCCCUCACCCUUCCGCCCAAUCGUCGAUUGCUUCUGGCACCGAUAAAAACUCCUCGACCAGGCCUGAGAUUGGUGCCUGGGGACGGUCCACAUCACAGUCCGGCAUUCGUCGUGGGUUGACACCUCUUGCGACCAAUCUUUCCUCCUCUACCUCUGCUUCCUCCCGGGGCUUGGACGCAGGGCCUGGGGCUUCAACACCGUCGUCCUUCUCUGCCGUUCUGAGCUCCACUAGGGGUCUCUCAGGCGGCAGCCCGAAGCCCGCACCCUCACCCUUCUCCUCUUUGCAAUCUGGCUCCCAGCAGUCGGCUCAAUCGCUCUCGUCUCCGAAGUUCCGCGCACAUACCCCAUCUUCAGGGUCCCAUUUCUCCGCUGCAACAGGAUCCAUCCCGGGCGUUGGAGGCACUGGGGGAGGUGGUGGGCCGGGUUCUUCCAGAGGGGCCGCCUUCUCACCACUGUCAUCUGGCACGACCGUGAAUUCGCCUACAGGAUUCGCAUCUGAUAAGUCAGGCUCCGCAGCCCACUCUAGCCAAUCGUCUCUUGCGAAGAUCUCGAUCGCACAGGUAUACCUUCUAUUGGACUCAAUCACGGAGAAAGAGGGCAAAGAAAAGUGGGAGACUAAGGCUGCCCAAAUACACAAAGUAAGCAUCCUCAAGCCAAACGCUCUUUACUAUCUUGUGACAUCCAACGGAAUGGAGGUCUUUUCCAAGUAUUUUCGCCGCCUCCUCACAGGCAAUGCGCCUCAGAUUUUCCCCGGUGUGAACAAGUCCGUCGAAAAUGCGGGCAACUACCUUCUCUUGGUCCAAGAGAUGCAAAAAGUUUCCUCGGACAUCGAACAAGCCCAGAAGAUCGCCGAGACGGUGGAUACAUCUGAAGGAGACAUAUUCCGCGACUUCGAUCUAUCAACGUUCCUGGACCACUUCCGUCUUGACCCCAUUGUCAAGGUAGCACUUGCUUUGGCCUUCAAGAUGACGAACAAGUCUGACCUGCGAGCUAAGGCCGAUGCCAUCCUUUCGAAUUCUGUCUCUCCUUUCUUGCAAAGCCUAGCAACUCCGUCUGAAGCGACCAAGGAUUUCAACACCUCUUUCCUUGGAAUGACGAUCGAACGUUUCAUUCUCUACCCCCCACGCAACUUCAGCGACGAGGUCAAGGGCAAAUUGGUCUUUGCGUCUAACCUGCGAUACCAGAAGCUUGGCUUGGAUAUGCCCUUCGAAGUUUCUUCGGCUCUACAAAUGUUUAAUUUUGUGAACCCUAGAUACGUCCUUGUCAGGCAACUUCACACCAAGGGACCUCGCGCGACUGCAAGCAUAGAGGCUAUAACAGACACCAUCAAUGCGGCUGGACCCGACAGCUGGAGUGAAGAGCAUCUUGCUAGUGCACUCCUAUUUAUGAUACUGUCGCAAUACUGGCAGCGUUUCUCAUUGGAGACUCUUCUGAGCGCUUAUAAAGAGAAGCAAGUGAACUGGCCCCUUGUGAUACGGAGCUUCGAUCGUGAGGGAUUGAGGGUGGACCCUCAACAGUUCGCUAAGCUUUAUAAUGUCCUCCGCGCCAUCGCAGCAGAUGAGCCCUCCUUGGAUCUCCAGAAGUUGUGGGGCGGUGACUGGGAACACCGUGACACACAAUUGUCUUUCUUGACUGCCUUUGUGGCCUCACGUGCAGAUGCUACUCAGAUUCCUAAUCUGCGGGCAACUUUCCCUGCUGAUUUCUUUGAAGACGCCCCAGAGAUCGUCAAAUUGCAGGGUGAACGUGCUGCCAAGUCACCCCUCAGGUCUAUGGAUGCCAUGAGGGCCAUCUUCGACCUCACCCUGUUCUCUGAGGCUAAUUGGGCUGCCUCUGAAAGCCAACUCCUAAUCAAGGCCAUGGUUCAAUAUGACCUCCCGGUUUUCCUUGUUUCUGCACUUGCCCUCCUUGCUCUCCCGCAGCCAUGGACUCAACUUCAAAAGAGCUUUGUUGUACGGACUUUCGUGGUAUUUGUUUCCAAACAGGAGGAUGGUUACCAACUGGCACUUCAUGGAGCCUGGCAUCAGGACCGACAAUGGGUUGCUGAGCAAUUGUUCACCCUCUUCUCUUCUGAUCCUACGGUGACAGAAUUGACUUACGAACAUGCUGUCGCAUUUGGAUGGCUUGAGUUCCUUCUUCAAUUCACUAAUGGCCUCGCACUUGACCUUGCUUGCUACUGCCACCGAAAGGGUUCAUUUGACCUUGAGCAGUGGGUUCGGGGUGCUGCUGAGAAGACGGCUGCUCUGCAUUCUUCUAGCUCCGCGAACAUGACCAUGGGCAGUCUUUUGUCCAAGUUCCUGCGAAUUAAGGCAGAGGAUGAACUUCACGUGCAAAGGAAGGAACAGCCUGGUCCUCAGAUGGUGACCCUUGCCGUGAAGACUGUAUACACCCUUCUGUCUGUCUUGGAGGAGUAUGUCGGCGACCGUGAAAACCUUACGCCUGUUCAACGCAUCUGUAUCCAGACGUACCCCAGGCUUAUCAACUACGGUGAAGGGUUCGACGAUAUCAUCGAUGCCAACGGUGAAAAUGGUAACACUUUGCCUGAGAACAUUGACAAGCAGAUGCAAGAGCUAUUUGGCAAGAUGUAUCACGAAGAGCUGUCUCUCCGUGAAAUGUUAGAGCUGAUGCGGCGAUACAAAUCAUCAAAAGAACCUGAGGAGCAGGACCUCUUCGCAUGCAUGGUCCACGGCUUGAUUGAUGAGUAUCACUGCUACCAUGAGUACCCGCUUGAAGCACUGACAAAGACUGCGGUUAUGUUUGGUGGCAUAAUUAAUUUCCGUUUGGUCGACGGCAUUACCCUGAAGGUUGGGCUCGGAAUGAUCCUGGAAGCUGUGCGCGAGCACGAAGUGCACGAUCCCAUGUACAAAUUUGGCGUGGAGGCCAUUGAGCAGUUGAUCAACCGUCUCUCGGAGUGGGCUGGCUUUUGUCACCUUCUGCUUCAAAUCCCUACUUUGCAAGGAACACCGAUCUUCCAGAAAGCGGAAGAAGUUCUUCGCGAGGCCGGCGACGCUGGUACCACCUCUGGAUUCGCUGAUCUCGCUGUCCCCUCUCUCCCCAACGGGAUGGAUGACUCUCCCACUGCUGAUGGCACAUCGCGCAAGUUCCGCUCCGUUUCUGUGGACCCUGCUCGCUCCGACCUCUUCCAGGACCCCGACGAAGAUGUGCAAGACAAGAUUUUGUUCGUCCUGAACAACGUGUCCGAGCAAAACAUUGACGAGAAGAUGGUCGACCUGAACGAAGUUUUACGUGACCACCAUCACCAGUGGUUCGCCGCGUACCUGGUGGAGGAACGUGCCAAACUUCAACCCAACUUCCAGCAGCUUUAUCUCGACCUUCUUAGCCGCAUUGAUGAUAAGACCCUAUGGAAGGAGGUCCUCCGCGAGACUUAUGUGAGCCUUGCGAAGCUUCUGAACUCCGAAGCAACUCUCACUUCAUCCCAAGAUCGCGGUCAUCUGAAGAACCUCGGUGCUUGGCUGGGUUCGUUGACGAUCGCAAAGGACAAGCCUAUCCUUCACAAGAACAUCUAUUUCAAAGGGCUGCUCUUGGAAGGAUACGAGACUCAACGUCUCAUGGUCACGAUCCCCUUCACCUGCAAGACUCUCGUGCAAGCUACCAAAUCCAGAGUCUUCAAACCUCCGAACCCGUGGCUGAUGGACAUCCUCCAUCUCCUGCUCGAACUUUACCAUUUUGCGGAGCUGAAACUCAACUUGAAGUUUGAGAUCGAGGUGCUAUGCAAGGAUCUGGAUCUCGACCACAAGACUAUCGAACCAGCAGUCUUCAUUCGCGACCGUACUGCGCAUGCCGAAGAAGUAUUGCCUGCUGCGAGCAUCCCGCAAGGCCUCGAGCCCUUCGAGGAUAUGGCUAUCGGCAGUAUCAACCAGGGCAUUCGUAAUGAGAGGCUGUCGCCAGCAUCAAUAAUGUCCACUCUGCCAAGCCUUGACAAGAUCCUUGUUCUGCCCCCGUCGGCCAGUAGCAUGGUUGAUCCUACCAUGUUGCGACAGAUUGUCCAAACAGCCGUGGAGCGUGCUAUUGGUGAAAUCAUUACCCCAGUUGUGGAGCGCUCUGUUACUAUUGCUUCCAUUUCGACUGUCCAGCUGGUAUCCAAAGACUUUGCCAUGGAGCCCGAUGAAGAGAAGGUCCGGCAUGCCGCUGGUACCAUGGUCCGUCAACUUGCCGGUAGCCUGGCCCUCGUUACUUGCAAGGAACCGCUGAAGGUCAGUAUGACCAACUAUAUCCGGGUCAUCCAGCAAGAAUUCUCAGAGCAGCCUAUGCCUGAAGGUUUGAUUCUAAUGUGUGUCAACGACAAUUUGGAUGCCGCAUGUGGCAUUGUUGAGAAGGCAGCUGAGGAGAAGUCUCUUCCUGAGAUCGAGAAGGUGAUUGAGCCCCAGCUGGAGGCUCGUCGUCGUCACCUUGCCAGCCGACCCAAUGAGCCAUUCAUUGACUCCUCAAUGAACCGAUGGGGUCUUUUCAUCCCUGAGCCUUACCGCCAGAACCCUGGAGGCCUCAACAAAGAGCAACUGGCCAUCUACGAAGAAUUCGCCCGUCAAUCCCGAGGGGCCAGUGCGGCUCACCCGCAAAAUGCUUCAAAUGAUGCCGGUCGCCAAUUGCCUGACGUACUCCAAGAAUCCUACCCUGCCAUCCCCAACCUUUCUACUCCCGCAGAACAACCUGCUGUUCCUCACCGAACCCCCCAGGCACAGCAUGCAGUUUCGCAAAUGCCCGUUCACGCCAAUGGAUUUCUUGACGCCCAGGCCCCCCGCGAUCGACUCGAGACGCUCAUCUCCGAGCUUCAGGAGUCUGCUCGCAGCGCUCCCGAAGAUCACGUCAAAGACCUUGGCAGAGAAAGCACCGUCCUUCAAGAAUACAAUCAGGCAUUGCGCGCUAUUCUCGCUUCGCCCAAUGGAGAAGAGUUGGCGCGACUGACGUCUUUGAAGGUUUGCACCAUUCUCUAUUCUCAGUCUACGGACUCGCUGGAGAUCGAAGUCCUUGUUCACCUUCUUGCCAAGCUUUGCGAUAUGUCUACCUUGAUCGCACGUUACACCUGGGCUUUACUGGCCGAGCUUGACGACGAGCACAUGUUCAACGUGCCCGUCACUGUAGCUCUCAUCAAUGCAGGCCUUUUGGACAUUCGCCGGGUGGACAUGGUCCUCACCCGUCUCAUCAUGCAAAAGAAUGCCAGCUCUCUGGAGCUGCUUGAAAACCUGAUGGACCGUGUUCUCUUCAGUGACGAGCCUUCUGCGCUCCGAUCGGACUUUUCGGGCAGCUUAGAGGCGAUGAGCCAGUGGCUCGCUGAGGAUGCCAGUCUGACUCCGGCACUUGAGAUCAUCCGCAAGCUGCGCGAUGUUGGCAUCCCUGAAGUUGUCAACCCGCUUCUGACUGACCAAGCGCGCUCCAAGCGUGACCAAAUGGAGUACAUCUUCAGUGAGUGGAUUGGCAUCUACAAGGCCUCUGGUGCCAAUGACCGCACCUACUUGUCUUUCCUUCAAGACAUGCACAACCGCCAGGUGAUGAACACCCAGGAGGAUUCUGCUUUGUUCUUCCGUCUCGCCAUUGACAUUUCCGUUGCCAUGUUCGAGCACGAAUACCAGAAUCCUGCUGGAGGCAGCCUUGACGAGGCAUUCCUCUACAUUGACGCCCUUGCGAAGCUCAUUAUCUUCCUGGUCAAGUUCCAGGGUGAGAACGUUGGCGCUGUCAAGGCCAGCAAACCUGCUUACUUCAAUUCAAUCCUUGCUACUCUGGUUCUGGUUCUGAACAACCACCAGGUCAUGCGUGGUGAAGGCUUCAAUCAGCGUGUCUUUUUCCGUCUGUUCUCCAGCAUCCUGUGCGAAUACUCCAUGGCUGGCCUCCAGCACAACGAAGAGCACCAGGGCAUGAUCUUUGCCCUGGCCAACAAGUUCCUGUCCAUCCAGCCUCGCUAUGUUCCUGGUUUUGUUUACGGAUGGUUGUCUCUUGUCUCCCACCGUGUGUUCAUGUCUGACAUGCUCAACAUGCCGGAGCGCGCCGGCUGGGCUUCUUACUGCGCUAUCAUGCAGGCUCUGCUUUCUUACAUCGGCGAACAGCUCAAGGCUGCUAACAUCACAUAUGUCGCCAAGGACUUGUACAAGGGCGUGCUUCGCAUCUUGCUGAUCCUGCACCACGACUUCCCUGAGUUUGUUGCCGAAAACCACUUCCAGUUCUGCAAUGUGAUCCCCGCUCAUUGUGCUCAACUUCGCAACCUGGUGCUCAGUGCGUAUCCCUCUUCGUUCCAGAAAUUGCCGGAUCCUUUCAGGGAAGGUCUCAAGGUCGAACGAAUCGAAGAAAUGCGCGAGAUUCCCAAGAUCGCUGGCGAUAUUGCUGCACCCUUGCAGCAAGCUGACAUCAAGGACAUCGUUGAUGCCGCUCUCGAGAACGAAAGCGUCUCUGAGACCGCGGUUCAGCAAAUCUGCGAAGCUAUCCUUAGCCACGAUGCUAAUGACACCGCUUUGUUCUACGCUCCCAUCAACGUGGAUGUCGUGCUCGUAAACGCUCUGGUCCUGUACAUUGGCCAGCAAGCUGCAGUGGAACAUGCUUCAAAGAGUAACACUCGCUCUGCAUUCGAGAACUCGACUCACGCUGCCCUCUUGGAGGCCAUGGCCCAGAACAUGCAACCUGAGGCCCGCUAUUACUUGCUCAGCGCGAUGGCGAACCAGCUGCGAUACCCUAACAGCCACACCUACUUCUUUAGUUUCACCAUUCUGCGCUUGUUCGGCGUUGAUUAUUCUGAGCAAGAUGAUUCCGAUAUCCGCCAGCAGAUCAUCCGUGUGCUGCUUGAGCGCCUCAUUGUCCACCGUCCUCACCCUUGGGGCCUGAUCAUCACCCUCCAAGAGCUCCUCCAGAAUCGGAGCUACUCCUUCUUCCGUCUCCCCUUCAUCCAGGCGGCCCCCGAGAUCGGUCGACUUUUCGAUGCUCUCCUCCAGCACAUUCAGCAACAAAGCCCUCGCCCUAUCGCCUGA
This is a messenger RNA of Penicillium maclennaniae, 6981 nucleotides long. RefSeq names its product CCR4-NOT core subunit CDC39. The transcript is spliced from 4 exons. The record is from RefSeq and is a predicted model, not a curated record. Gene Ontology annotation, cellular component: CCR4-NOT core complex; P-body. NCBI's taxonomy places the organism in Eukaryota, Fungi, Ascomycota, Eurotiomycetes, Eurotiales, Aspergillaceae. Bases 1 to 6981 code for a protein of 2326 amino acids. Gene Ontology annotation, molecular function: molecular adaptor activity. Gene Ontology annotation, biological process: nuclear-transcribed mRNA catabolic process, deadenylation-dependent decay.